AAGUUUCUUCAAACAUCACUUGCCAAUCUUGUUUCAAAUUUAUCAAAAGAAGAUUUUCAUAAUACAAAACAUGUAUUCAAGAAAAAUGUAGAAUUACUAACUCGUAAGGGAGUUUAUCCUUAUGAUUAUGUUUCAUCACUUGAUAAAUUAUCAGAAACAUGUUUACCACCCAAAGAAGAAUUCUACUCCCAACUUAAUGACGAAGAUAUUAGUGAGGAAGAUUACCAACAUGCAAUUAAAGUCUGGAAUACAUUUGAAUGUAAAACAAUAAGAGAUUAUCACAAUCUUUACCUAAAAUCUGAUGUAUUACUUCUAGCAGAUGUAUUUGAAAACUUUAGGAAAACUUGUCUCAAACAUUACAAACUUGAUCCAGUUCACUAUUACACAUCUCCAGGUCUAGCUUGGGAUGCAUGUCUAAAAGAAACAGGACAACAUCUACAACUACUAAGUGAUUAUGAUAUGUUAAUGAUGUUUGAG
This is a messenger RNA of Porites evermanni, 477 nucleotides long. NCBI's taxonomy places the organism in Eukaryota, Metazoa, Cnidaria, Anthozoa, Scleractinia, Poritidae. The record is from the annotation of a GenBank genome assembly.